Kazachstania africana CBS 2517 is the source of this 435-nucleotide messenger RNA. RefSeq names its product Bls1p (gene BLS1). The transcript has a single exon. Lineage: Eukaryota; Fungi; Ascomycota; Saccharomycetes; Saccharomycetales; Saccharomycetaceae. The record is from RefSeq and is a predicted model, not a curated record. Bases 1 to 435 code for a protein of 144 amino acids.
AUGAAUGUGGGAGUAGGCAAUAGUAGCAAUAAUGGUAAUAAGACUACAGAGUUGGAUCAACUGUUCAAAAAUGUGAUAAAGAAUCAUAAAAGUACAAAGCUGAGUGAUACGAUAGAUGAAAUCAACCGGAAUAACCGUUAUAUAAUGGAAACUCAAUUCAAGAAGCUCUUAAAACUGCAUGACAAAUCUUUUAAUGAGAAAAGUGUUCUACCAAUGUAUGAAUUGUACAAAAAAUACUACAACUUGGUUGAAAAUGACCUUAAUAUUCAAAACGAAGCUGCCAUCCUAGAUAGAGAUUUACGAAUAAUUGAAAUGACGAUAGGAAAUAUUAAAAAACAAAUACAUAGUAAUAUAUACUGUUCAUAUAUGCUCGAAUUUAUGCUAGUCCCUUUGCUGCAUUUUCCCAUUUUUGUGUUUCGAUCCAACCUGCAUUGA